AUGACUGGUGGUCUACGACGUGGCCGACACCCUAUUUCUCCAAGCUUCUGGCCGGUAUGCUACGGUUACCGUGACCGUGACGAUUUGCAAGUGGACCAGAAGCAGCAUCGGCUGAAAAUCCGGGGCGUGACCUGCUCCCAGAGCCUCUCGGUGACGGAGCAGUGUCACUUGCCUGUUGGGUAG
This is a messenger RNA of Penicillium cinerascens, 183 nucleotides long. RefSeq lists its product as uncharacterized. Lineage: Eukaryota; Fungi; Ascomycota; Eurotiomycetes; Eurotiales; Aspergillaceae. The record is from RefSeq and is a predicted model, not a curated record. Bases 1 to 183 code for a protein of 60 amino acids. The transcript has a single exon.